Molecule: messenger RNA, 1028 nt
Organism: Cuscuta campestris
Lineage: Eukaryota; Viridiplantae; Streptophyta; Magnoliopsida; Solanales; Convolvulaceae
Source: the annotation of a GenBank genome assembly
UAGUAAUACAAACACAACUGAAUUACAUGAGAAGAGAAGGAUUACCGGUGCAACUCUAACUUCCAACCUGCUCCACUCCCAAUAAAGUGAAAUUUUAGAGAAGUUUCCGAGGCAUUGGAGAAAGUGAGUGAUGGCGUCUUCAUUUGCCACACAGGUGCCGCUGCCAUUUCCACACCACAAGUUUAGCCGCAGUAAAGCCUUGCUAUCCGGCCGUGGAAUAGGCGUCCAGCUGCCGAAGAGAUGCUACAGCCAUCAGAGAGCGGCGAAGCCCGGGUACAGGCCGCUGAGGGCGGAAAGCCUACGAUUGGAGUGCCCCGCCAUUGGAAAGCAAUUCGCCCCCGAGGAAAUCUCUGCUCAGGUUUUGAGGAAACUUGUUGAUGAUGCGUCAAAGUUUUUAAGUGAUAAGGUCACUAAAGCAGUCAUUACAGUGCCAGCAUACUUCAAUGACUCUCAGAGAACUGCAACAAAAGAUGCUGGCCGAAUUGCUGGGGUAGAAGUUUUGCGUAUCAUCAACGAGCCUACUGCUGCUUCAUUAGCAUAUGGAUUCGAAAAGAAAAACAAUGAAACUAUUCUCGUUUUCGAUCUUGGUGGUGGUACCUUUGACGUUUCAGUUCUUGAGGUUGGUGAUGGAGUAUUUGAGGUGCUUUCUACCUCAGGCGAUACACAUUUAGGUGGAGAUGACUUUGACAAGAGGAUUGUGGAUUGGCUAGCUGAUGACUUCAAUAAACAAGAAGGAAUAGAUCUUCUGAGAGAUAAACAAGCAUUGCAACGCCUCACCGAAACUGCCGAGAAGGCGAAGAUAGAACUGUCUUUACUGACUCAAACAAAUAUCAGGCACAUUAUUCUUCCCACCUUCCCAAGAAACACAGUCACAUUAACGACAAUGAAAUUUCUCUUCAUUUCUAAUUGUCAGGCGGUUAUUGAUACCACACUUACACGGGCCAAGUUUGAAGAAUUAUGUUCAGAUUUAUUAGAUAGGAUUGAUGUGGUUUGAACUAUUAUCAUUCUAGUAAAGGUUAAAAUUGUUU